Messenger RNA from Halichondria panicea, 1352 nucleotides. Its product is annotated as integrin-linked kinase-associated serine/threonine phosphatase 2C-like. The record is from RefSeq and is a predicted model, not a curated record. Gene Ontology annotation, biological process: protein dephosphorylation. Bases 165 to 1235 code for a protein of 356 amino acids. Gene Ontology annotation, molecular function: protein serine/threonine phosphatase activity; cation binding. NCBI's taxonomy places the organism in Eukaryota, Metazoa, Porifera, Demospongiae, Suberitida, Halichondriidae. The transcript has 11 exons.
AAAGAAAAGAUCAUUCUGCUGUCUACCAAUCAGGUCUGAUUUUUUCUACCCGACCUGAUUGUACGCUCGAAUUGUGUCCGGUGGGCACACCCACUAAUCAUCAAGAAGAGGUGUGGUUCGAUUCAAUCUCCACGUGUACGUGUGCUUCCUGUAGGAGGUUUAUCAUGGAUCUCUUUGGUGAUCUUCCUCCUCCUUCCACAGCACCGGCUUUGUCUGAAGACCUCCCUCCAAAAUCGGAGUCUGCUAAUAGGAAGAGGCAUUUGGUUGGAGACGAUCACGGAUCUGACCCUAAACAGCCUAAACUAGAGGUGGUCAAGCUGCAAGGGUUCCUUGGAGAAAGGAAGGGAGAGAGGGAGGAUAUGCAGGAUGCUCACCUCAUCUUGGACGACUGUACACCACCUUCCGUUUCCAACUCCUUACCCAAUAACAUUGUGAGAGUGGCUUACUAUGGUGUUUUCGAUGGCCAUGCUGGACCAAGAGCCUCCAAGUUUGUUGCUGACCACUUGCACAAGAACAUCAUGACCUACUUACCGAAAGGUAAUGUGCAGAACCUUGAUAGAGAGGUCAAGAAAUGUUUGGUUGAAUCAUUCAAGAAGACAGAUGACGAUUUCCUCCAAAAAGCAUCGGCAGCCAGUCCUUCAUGGAAGGAUGGUACCACAGUGACAUCUCUCCUGGUACUGGACAACACCAUCUACUCUGCUAAUGUUGGGGACAGUAGAGCUGUGCUCUGUCGCAGAUCAGAGGGAGACAAGCUGAUUUUUGUAGGGCUCUCCAAAGAUCAUGGACCCUCUAAUUUUGAAGAGAGAAAGAGAAUUGAGAAAGCAGGAGGAGUUGUUCGUGAGGGUCGUGUGAUGGGUAUACUGGAGGUGUCCCGCUCUAUUGGGGAUGGAAGAUUCAAAGGAUGCGGGGUUACCUGCAAACCCGAUGUGUUUCGUUGUACAAUCACAGAUAAAGAUCAGUUUAUACUCAUUGGCUGUGAUGGUCUGUGGAAAGUGUUCACUGCUGAAGAUGCUGCCAGGUUCAUCAUUGAAGUUCUACAGGAUGAAAGUAUAAAGUCACCUAAAGAUGACGAGAAGGGUACCAACUUUGAGUCCGGUGGGCCCAAGAUGCUUAAAGAAGUUCGUUAUGAAGAGGCGUGCAACCGAUUGGCAGUAGAGGCUGUGAGGAGAGGCUGCACUGACAAUGUGACUGUCAUGAUCAUUGACAUUCUGCACCCACACUCUAAGAGGGCCUAAUCUUGCUUAGCUGUUUAUCAAUAUCAUUGUUCGAUUAUGUCAUGACAUGAAUAAAUUAUAUUACAUUGCCUCAUUGAGCUACAGUCAUGCAUUUUUCCAUGUGUUCUGACAUUUGAA